AUGUCAACCGUUAUUGUUGGCGGUGGGAUCAUUGGCGUUUCCAUCGCCUACUUUCUCUCUGACCCCGAUAUACAGAGCAAUCAACAACGGGAGAUUCACAUCGUCGACUCGUCGCCGGAGCUGUUUGCGUGUGCAUCUGGCAAAGCAGCAGGGUUCCUCGCGAGGGACUGGUUUUCGCCUGAGCUUCAACCUUUGGGUGCCCUAUCAUUCGACCUACACCGACAGCUUGCAGCUCAGCAUAGCGGAGGAGAGAGAUGGGGAUACAUGCAAGGAAGCGCCGUGAGUCUACAGGUGGUAGGCCGAGAUGGAAAGAAGACCGCGAGAGGUGAUGACUGGCUGCGUCGGGGAGCCAGUCGGGCUGAAGCCGCUAUAAAGGACACCGACAAGGACAGCCUGGUAACAGAGAGCCAAGAUCCUUCGCCUGCAUGGUUGACAAAACAGAAUGGUGGUACGGUAGAGAAGAUCAGUAACGAUAGCUGCGUUGCACAGAUAGACCCAUUGCGGCUAUGCCAGUUCAUGACUGCAAAAUGCAUCGAGCGAGGUGUGCGCAUUCACAACCCUGCCCGAGUUGUAUCCGCACUAAACGACGCGGCUUCGGGAGUGAUAUCAGAGGUGGUGAUUGAGGAUACCAAGUCGCACAUAAGGUCAAACGUUCCAUGCACAAACCUCGUGUUCGCCGCCGGACCGUGGACGCCUCGAGCUUUCGGCUCAGUCUUCCCGCUGUCCAAAGCACAUAUCCCGGUUCUUGCAUUGUCUGGGUAUUCGCUCGUCUUCCGCUCCCCACGUCAUACUCUGCAUCACGAGCAGGAAACCUAUGGAGGUAAGAGUCAUGCAGUAUUCACAACUUAUCCGCAAUCCUGCGGGUUUAGCUCAGAAAUCUUCGCUCGAGCCAAUGCAGAGAUAUAUCUUGCUGGGCUGAAUGGGCUGGACAUCCCACUGCCUGAAGUAGCGACUGACGCAGAAGCCCUGAUGACGAAGGACAAAACCGAGCGUGUCAGAGAAGCGGCGCGCGUCUUAAUGGGCCGUCCACAGGAGAAUCCAGAGGAAGCGAACAUCGAUGACUUGGAAGUGCUUAGGGAAUCUCUUUGUUUCCGCCCAUAUAUAGAGUCUGGGCUACCCAUCGUCGCCCGUCUCAAGGAUGAGAUAACAGGGAGCGCUGCCCGCGUCUCCGGCGGAGUGUUCAUGGCAACGGGGCAUGGUCCUUGGGGUAUUUCACUCUGCCUCGGAACGGGGAAAGUGAUGGCGGAGAUGAUUUCAGGAAUUGAGCCUAGCGUGGAUGUGACCGCCGAUAUGCCGGGCGAUGGCAGCGGAUAUGAUGACAGCCACCGCGCAUUCCUUCAGGCGUUUAUGGCGCGGUCUACUAUGACACUGGAGGAAGCGAAGCCGGUCCUUGCUGCCAUCUUUACUGUUAGCGAGGGGAGGGAAAUCCUGCCUGGAGAUAUCACCCAAACGGAUCUGAAUACCUACAUAGCUGCAACGAACACAGCAAUAUCGGGGUUCGAUCUCGAAAUCCGCAGCACAGUCCACCAAACGCAACAGUCUCGUGUCUACGCUCUCAUAAACUCCACCAGUGACCCUUUGAUGCAGCUCGCUACCACGUACACUGCAGAUGAGAUUGCAUAUGUCAAGCGCCUGCUAGAUGCCAUGUUCGAAUCGAAUAAUACCUCUCGCUGUGAAGCUAUGGUGGUUUCGUCCAUCGAAGCUGUGCGACUUGCCCGCGUCACGGCCAACAAUACUCGCAGACAGUCAGAGGCGACGUCUCAAGGCGGUACAGCCCAACCAUUGAGUAUGAAGGAUGCCGAAGACAUGUUGAAACGACUAGUGGCUGAAGGCUGGCUGGAAAGGAGCCGCCAGUCGUAUUACAGCCUUACUCCCCGCGCACUAAUGGAGUUGCGUGGAUGGCUGGUCGAAACGUAUAAUGACGAGGAGGACGAAGACGACUAUGACCGGGACACCCCUCGAAACGAUAAGAUCAAGAUGUGUUUUGCGUGCAAGGAGAUUAUUACUGUGGUGCGAACUCCCGGCAUUCUAUCUGCCUGGGAUAAGAUUAUAUUUUCUUGUUCUGUUACUUACGAUCAUUUUUUAGGGCCAACGAUGCUCGAAUCGUCAAUGCUCCGGACGUCUGCACCAAAACUGCACCCGCAACUUCUUCCGAUUGCAGCAGGCUGA
Messenger RNA from Arthroderma uncinatum, 2169 nucleotides. RefSeq names its product FAD dependent oxidoreductase. Gene Ontology annotation, molecular function: oxidoreductase activity; ubiquitin-protein transferase activity. The transcript is spliced from 4 exons. Gene Ontology annotation, biological process: DNA damage tolerance; double-strand break repair via homologous recombination. The coding region runs from base 1 to 2169 and encodes 722 amino acids. The record is from RefSeq and is a predicted model, not a curated record. Gene Ontology annotation, cellular component: nucleus; Smc5-Smc6 complex. NCBI's taxonomy places the organism in Eukaryota, Fungi, Ascomycota, Eurotiomycetes, Onygenales, Arthrodermataceae.